GCUGAGAGACAGAGCUUUGCUGGGAGAGGGCACGUUGUCCCGGGACACUUGUUUGUAGGAGUUGUCGCUCUAGAAAACGUUCUUGGUGUAGAUUCGGUGAUUGUGUCCCCUUUACAGCUCAUUCAGCAGCAGCUGUUUUCAUCUGAUUUACCUCUUGUAGUUCCUGACUAUUAACAGUGUUCUAAGAUCUCACCGGUCUGGUCCUUCUCGCUUCCCUUACAGCUGAGUGACAUUAACUACAAUAACAAAGUUCCGCUGCCCCUUGCUCUGCUAUUUGUUUGGUCUUUAUAGCGCUCUUAAGUAUUACCCCCUGUCCGUGUGAGUUAAGGUCCCGUUUCCACCCCUGUUGCCCUCUACUCUCUCCAGGCUGGAGCCUUUUACUCAGACGAUCAUGCUGCUGCUGGCUGCCGCCUUCCUAGUGGCAUUUGUGCUUCUGCUCUAUAUGGUGUCCCCCCUCAUCAGUCCCAAACCUCUUAAAUUGGCUGGAGCACACGUGGUGGUGACUGGUGGAUCCAGUGGCAUUGGGAAGUGUGUGGCCGUUGAAUGCUUCAAACAAGGUGCCUUUAUAACUCUGGUUGCACGAGAUGAAGGCAAGCUGGUUCAAGCUAAGAAAGAGAUAGAAAAAUAUUCAAUAAAUGAUAAGCAGGUUGUAUUGUGUAUAUCAGUAGAUAUAUCCAAAGACUACAGACAAGUGGAGAAUGUCAUUAAACAGGCUCAAGAAAAAUUAGGUCCUGUGGACAUGUUAGUGAACUGUGCGGGUAUGGCAAUUGCUGGAAAUUUUGAAGAAAUAGAGAUUGAUAAGUUUGCUAGGCUGAUGGAAAUCAAUUAUCUGGGUAGUGUGUAUCCCAGCCGAGCUGUGAUAUCUACCAUGAAGGAGAGAAGGAUGGGAAGGAUAGUAUUUGUCUCAUCUCAGGCUGGGCAGCUGGGACUAUUUGGCUACACAGCCUAUUCCCCUACAAAGUUUGCUCUUCGGGGUCUGGCAGAAGCCUUACAAAUGGAGGUGAAGCCGUACAACAUUUAUGUGACUGUGGCUUAUCCUCCGGACACUGACACACCUGGGUUUGCUGAAGAAAAUAAAACAAAGCCUUUGGAGACCAAGUUAAUAUCAGAAUCUUCAAGUCUCUGUCAAGCAGACCAAGUAGCCAGAGUGAUAGUUAAAGAUGCUAUUCAAGGUAAUUUCAAUAGUUCAGUUGGCUCAGAUGGUUAUAUGCUGUCCUCCCUAACAUGUGGGAUGUCCCCUGUAACAACCAUCACAGAAGGGCUUCAGCAGGUUGUCACAAUGGGCCUGUUUCGCAUCAUUGCUUUAUUCUACCUUGGAAGUUUUGAUAGCAUUGUACGUCGCUGCAUGAUACAGAAGCACAACUCGCAGAAAUCCUGUAAAACAGAUUAAUAUUCUUAAGUGUCAAGAACUUGACAGACUGCUUGCUGCUAGGAAUACAAAUGACCUAAGGCUAAUGUUCCUGUCACCUGAUUAGUCUACCUAUUCAGCAUGUCACUGUUUUUCCGCCAGGAUAAAGUAUGAGCAUUCUUCAGAUGCUAAGAGCCAGCUGGUUACUAUGCAAACUGAAUUGUGUCCUAAAGCUUAUAUAUGACUUGUGACAUGGACUGUUUGUACACUGUUACUCCAAAUGAAAAGAAGCCUCUUUUUGACUUCCUUCCUGUUAAUAAUGGUCCAUCAACUAAUGGAUGUUUCACAGAACCAUUACCUGUUAAGAAAGCAAAGCAUUGUUUCUGGGCAUGAGAAGUAAUUAGGAAGCAAUCCAGACACCUUGAAGAUAAAUGUGAAACUGCUUACUAUGAUCGAAAGACAGUGUGAAAAUAGAAUGAUUAUAGAUGUUAAGACUGAUGAUGAAGGCCACCUUUACCAUACAUUAUUUUGCAGUGCUUUCAGAAAUGCUAAUGAAACUACUGCAAAUUACCUUAUACAUUUUGUUUUAGUAGUGAAUUGUGGGUGUCAACAAAGUAAGAAUACUCUCUGGCUGCCCGUGCCAUUUGCAAAGCAAACAGAAAUUCUUUGUGAGGGCCACAUCAUAUUUUACUUUUGUCCAUUAGGGUCAAAGGAACAUAGUCCAGCUUACAAAAUUGGUAGUGGGUGUCAACAUUUCACAAAAAAUAUGGAAUGUUCUAAAUAUUAGUUCCUGCUAUUGCCUUUUUCAAAGUAUAUUGGUUGCUUACUUUGUUUUAAAAUAAGAAAGUGGUGCUAGACCCUUAUAAAGGCUUGUUGCUCACUAUCCUCUUGACUGUAGAACCAGUUAUAAUACUCAUCGCUGGAGUAAUCCUGCAACAAGGAUUUUUAAAAAGUUUUUAAUGGACUCACAGGUUUGCCAAGGUGGCAUCAUUUGUACUGUAUCAAGAAACAUUCUCAGCAAAUGCACUUUAAAAUAGUGAAUUAAAUCAGAGCAGUGCUGUCCAUGAUCUUCCAUGCUGUGGUCCCAUUAUUUACUCUUUGUAGAUAUUGGAAAUGGUGAGGACCAUAAAAUUCUUUUGGAGGGGCUUACCUUGCCCCAGAUUUCCAGUUGUUCACGUAUUAGGGGUUUUAUGAAGUCUAGGACACCAAAGCUUACCAAAGUGUAGCAUCAUAGUUUCUUUCUUUUAAAAUAUCUAAAGAUUAGAGGAAUCAGGGUGAGGUUUUGUGUACCAGGACUGAUUUACAAUAAAUUGAUUUUUAUGUACAUGCAAUACAAGUAAAAUAGAUGUCCACACCACAGUCCUUCAGCUGUUAACCAUCAAUCACAGCUUUGGGCUCUUCGGUAGGAGGGAGUUCUAGGACUUCAACAGCAGCUGAAGUCCUGUAGGUGUGACAUCUCUGAUCCAAAGGUUUUUUGCCAAGAGUAAUAAUAGCUACAUUUAAUUAAUGCCCGAUACACAUUUGUCGCAUCACGUUACAUAUUCAUCACGGAAACCCAGUGUCUGUCUACAAAAACACAGAUGUGAUAAAAUGUGGUAAAGAUUGCCGUUACCUAGGUUUGUGCAAUGUGUUCUUCAGGAACAUUACAUGAAGGAGCCCAUAUUAUUGGAUCACCUUAAGAAGAUCAUUUCAAAAUCUUUAGAAGCAGAAAAAGCUUUUAGGUGCCAAAUGUUUCCCCCCAAACCCCUCCUUACCUCAGAUGGGGUUUCCUUUAUGACUGCUCAAGCCGAAAUCGGCCCCUUAGUUUCAACAAGCUUUAGGUAAAUAUAAUUUUUGUCUCAUAAGAACAUUAUUCACUUUCAGGUAACAAUCAUUCUAAAUUGCAGAUUUAUCAGAGUUCAAGAUAAAAACUUAAAUAAUUCUAGAUAGAAAAAUAAUUUUUGUCUUUUACAGAUUUGUUUUUUGCUGCUUGUCAAUUUUUCCUCAUCUUUUUGGCAGCGUUGUUGUCGAUAAGUAUUGCUAUGACUUCCCUUACUAAAGAAUUCUCAGAUUGCUUUAGAUUACGGGAAUCUUGAGAAACUCGAGAACAGUGUUUUUCCACUAAAAAUUUCAAGCAACGUUUUCUUUAAUAUGCACUUACGAAAAUGUUUUUGAAUUUUGAUAAAUCUGCCCUCAAGCCAAAAACUUCUGCCUGUGCCAUUAGUUUUACAGUAAGUAGCUGAGUUUGAAACAAUGGCUAAGGGGCACAUUUACUAACCCACGAACGGGCUGAAUGCGUCCGAUUGCGUUUUUUUCGUAAUGAUCGAUAAUUUUGCGAUUUUUUCGUAAAAAAAAAAAUCGUAAAGACGCCGAAAAAAUCGCAAAAAAUACGAAAAAGUCGCAAAAUGUUUGUUUCCAAUCGGAAUUUUUCCAAUUCGGAUUCGAAAUCGUGUCUUAGUAAAUCAGCCCCUUAGUGUUGGCUUUCUCAUGCUAGCUGUGCCACUUCUUUAUGAUUGGGACACAGUUCACUGACCAAAUACACAAUGGCUUCUCUAGCCUCAUGGCAUAACUUGCGUUUUUUUGUUUAAAAUAAUUUGCCAACUACCGGGAAAUAGAAAACAACACUAGAUAAAAAAUGCUAAUUAAGAGUCGACUUAUAUAACAUAAGAUUGUUUAUCCUUAAAGACAUUGCCUUCCAUUUUUUUUCCAAACAUGGAACUACCAGCAAAAAGCUCAACAUGCUUCACUUUGUAUUGCAGAUGAUCUCCAUAUGCCAUCUUGAUUGCUAGAUGUCUUUUAAAUUGCCCUUUGCUGUACGCGCUAUGUACUUGAGUAUAUGGCUAAUCUGAAUUUUUUGUUUACUUUAUCAUAAUUGUACUUUAUGCAGAAAACUGGCUUUACAUUUCUAACAAAAACAUAAAACCAGACUUUGUUGUGCUACCACUAAUUAUAAUGAUUAGAUUCACCAUUUGACAGAUCAAAACAAAGUAAUGUUUUGAGCCGUACCUUGUACUUAGUUUAUUUUUAAAACAAGUGUGCAGUUUCCUAUUCGGAGUGAUAAAAUGAUUACAACACUUUUCCGCAAUUCCUGUGAUUUCCGUUCUCUCAAAAGCUAUAAAAUAUUGGGUAAAUGUAUUAAUGGAAAAUAAUUUGUUACCUCCCAUUUUUCCAAUGUUUUUUCAGUAUAUCUAAGGUUUCCUUGCUUGUCAGGAUGUGAAAAGUUUGGUUAUUUUUGCCACUUCAGUGCUAAAAGCCUAUAGACUGUAGAGAGAUGAUUGGCAUCACUUCAGAAAUUUGUUGUGACUGUUUUUUUGUGCACCACUUUUCUGCACGCCAAUAUCAGCCCCCAUGUGGCUUUAGCCUAAAUGUAUUGCAUCAUGUUUGGGCUCAGUAGUCUUGGAUACAAUACAUGACUCCAACAAGAGGUGCUCCGGCUCAUAUCCUUCACUUUGAAAGAACUACACAAUACAGCCUUGGAAAAUUCUUAUGUCUGCCCCUAUUGCAGCUAAUUUAGAUAUUACUUUGUUCCCUAUUCCGGUGUCCCUUCUCUAUUGAAAGUGAUGCAAAGAACAGUACAUGGUUCUCCUGUCGGACAGCUAUUUUAUUCAACUUCAUUCCUGAAAAAAUGUCAUUGGUCUGAUUCAAAACAUUAUCUUUAUGUAUUGGAUAAUAAAAAUGGUGUAUUAUUUCAGGUUUUAGGAUUCCGUAUAGCAUUAUUUAGAGCUCAUACAGAUUUACACUUUUGCAUGCAGCUGCUGAAAGCCCUUUUGCAGUGAUGAGUAAACAACUUGCUUAAGAUUUGCAAAUCAUCUCAAACCACAUUUUUUUUAUAUUAUAAUCUGAUUUUGCUUUGCUUGUGUGCCAUACCAUUCCAUUAACAGAUCAGUUUUGUUAUUUUGAAAAAUAAAAUACUUUGUCACUUG
Molecule: messenger RNA, 5250 nt
Organism: Xenopus tropicalis (tropical clawed frog)
Lineage: Eukaryota; Metazoa; Chordata; Amphibia; Anura; Pipidae
Gene: kdsr
Product: 3-ketodihydrosphingosine reductase
Biological process (GO): sphingolipid biosynthetic process
Cellular component (GO): endoplasmic reticulum
Molecular function (GO): 3-dehydrosphinganine reductase activity
Source: RefSeq, marked provisional